UACCGCGAUACAUUUAUGUGACGUCAUAAACAAUCGACGGCUGUGGUGAUUUUGAACGGGAUGUGCACCUUUCUAUUUUCAUAAAUAAUACUUUUCAACAAUGUAUUAGGAGGGGUUUGUUUACAUUCCUGAAUACGAUGGCCAAUCAAAGAGCGCUCCCUCAAAGCAAGGAGAGUCUUCUUCAGAACUACAACAAAAGACUGAAGGAUGAUAUCAGGUCCAUUCUAGAUAACCUCACGGAAAUCAUAAAAACCGCAAAGGUAGAGGACGAGACACAGGUCUCUCGGGCUACACAGGCUGAGCAGGACCACUAUGAGAUGCACGUCAGAGCAGCCAACAUUGUGCGUGCGGGCGAGUCCCUGAUGAAGCUAGUGUCGGACCUGAAACAGUUCCUGAUCCUCAACGACUUCCCUUCGGUCAACGAGGCCAUCAGCCUGCAGAACCAGCAGCUGCGCUCGCUGCAGGAGGAGUGCGACAAGAAGCUCACCUCGCUCCGUGACGAGAUCGCCAUCGACCUGUACGAGCUAGAGGAAGAAUAUUACUCCUCCAGGUACAAGUAGGCUCAUACUGCACAGUCAAGGUUCGGUUGAUCCACUCUAUCUUGACUUAUAGCCCCUAGUCCCCCUCACUGUCGUGCCUUAUGAAGGGUUUAUCUUACCCCACCACAUGAGUCAUCGCCAUUAGUCCUUUAGUGUCUCUGUGUAUUGCGUCAACUUCAAUAGAAUAUCCAAAUGCUGGUUUUAACAGCAAAAUAGAUGGUUGAUCUAUGGGCAAAGUUAUUUUGCAGUACAUUCACCAUAAUGAAUCUAAUCUCAUUUGGUUUAAAAUUAUGUGCCUUGUCUGUAAUGCCUCUGGACGUUUUUUUUUAUAUCCUCAUGUAUGAUAGAUUGUAGGUCUCAACAUGGUAAAUGUUAUACCCAAUCAUAAGUGUGGUCCUAGUGUACACUAUAUAUACAAAAGUAUGUGGACACCCCUUCAAAUUUGUGGUUUCUGCUAUUUCAGCCUCACCUGUUGCUGACAGGUUUAUAACAUCGAGCACACAGCCAUGCAAUCUCCAUAGACAAACAUUGGCAGUAGAAUGGCCUUACUCGAGCUCAGUGACUUUCAACAUGGCACCGCCAUAGGAUUCCAACUUUCCAACAUGUUAGUUCAUUAUAUUUCUGCCCUGUUAGAGCUGCUCCCUGUCAACUGUAAGUGCUGUUAUUGUGAAGUGGAAACGUCUAGGAUCAACAACGGCUCAGCCGCGAAGUGGUAGCCACACAUGCUCACAGAACGGGACCGCAGAAUGAUGAAGUGCGUAGAGCGUCUGUCCUCGUUUGCAACACUCACUACCGAGUUCCAAACUGCCUCUGGAAGCAACGUCAGCUUUCCAUGGCCGAGCAGCCGCACACAAGCCUAAGAUCACCAUGCGCGAUGCCAAGCGCCGGCAGGAGUGCUGUAAGGUUUGCCGCCAUUGGAGUCUGGAGCAUUGGAAAUGCGUUCUCUGGAGUGAUGAAUCAUGCUUCACCAUUCGUCAGUCCGAUGAAUGAAUCUGGGUUUGGUGGAUGACAGGAGAACGCUACAUGCCCGAAUGCAUAGUACCAACUGUAAAGUUUG
This is a messenger RNA of Oncorhynchus tshawytscha (Chinook salmon), 1596 nucleotides long. RefSeq names its product mediator complex subunit 22 (gene med22). The transcript is spliced from 4 exons. Gene Ontology annotation, molecular function: transcription coregulator activity. The record is from RefSeq and is a predicted model, not a curated record. Gene Ontology annotation, cellular component: mediator complex. Bases 138 to 560 code for a protein of 140 amino acids. Lineage: Eukaryota; Metazoa; Chordata; Actinopteri; Salmoniformes; Salmonidae. Gene Ontology annotation, biological process: regulation of transcription by RNA polymerase II.